This is a messenger RNA of Tremella mesenterica DSM 1558, 3051 nucleotides long. RefSeq lists its product as uncharacterized. The transcript is spliced from 9 exons. NCBI's taxonomy places the organism in Eukaryota, Fungi, Basidiomycota, Tremellomycetes, Tremellales, Tremellaceae. Bases 1 to 3051 code for a protein of 1016 amino acids. The record is from RefSeq and is a predicted model, not a curated record.
AUGUCCUCUUUCGACCUCAUCGAUCUGUCCGACUUGGCGGAUGUACCGAAGACUAAGAUCGAGCUGGUCAAAGUCGCAACUGGUCUCGAAGCAUCUUUCGAAGGCCUUACCCUCCACGCUACUUCCGAGACCUCCACAAUCCACUCUUCAGAGACACACGAGACUGAUCAUAAAUCACAAGCUAAAGAUACAAUACUUUCGACCUGCCCAACUUCCAACGAAACCAUGGAGAAACCCGCAAUUCUGGCUGACGAGAAACACGCCCCCGACGAUGACCACAUUCUACAUGACGAAAUCGUUGACAUUACUACGACACCCAGUCCUUACCCCCUUCCUGAUAAGAUAUCUCCGAUCUCCACCACUUCCCCUUCCCCUCAGAGGUCGAUCUCGAGCAGAACCGCUUCUCUCUCUGCUCGCGCUCCGGAGUUCCGACCGGUUUAUAUAAGCUCCGUACCAUCUCCGACUCCUGGCAGUUCUGACCAAUCACAGGAUCUGGCACCCCUCGAGAUACCUCUCGACAGCGAUCUCUUCAGUCCACCCGUCAGCAAGCCCGUUCGUAUUACCUGUCCGACGCCUACGUCCAACAAAACAGCACAUACCGGUUCACGAGCGUCCCCUCGACUGGGCACUUCGACUCCCGUUGCCAAUAAAUCGGAGUCUAAUCUCGUGGAAAAAGGGGCGGUUAUUGGCCAAGCUCAGAAGACCAUUUCUCCUUCCUCCCCGUCCAGUAAAACCGAGAUAGAACAGCCACAUCGGAUCCUCGACGUAGCCGUACGGAUCCACUCACCUCAAAGAGGAGAUCCUCCUCACACGACGAACACUAUCACUGUAGCGCAAGAACCCAACUCGCUGGUCGCACAAAUCUCCUCAGGCGUCACAUUGGAUCGCGAGAUGGAAAAAAGACAUCUCGCUCAGCGAGACGCUCUUUUAUUGGGACUUACCGAGCUUAGCGAAUUGGACUCUAUCUUUGUCGACUACAGAGACGCCCACUCCGUCUUCAUAGGUGGUCUAGAGGAGAUCUCGUACAGACUCAAUUUGGUACUCAACCAGGCAAUGUCCGAUAAACCUCUUACCUACCCACUCGAAAGUUUGUUCCCCUCUCGAGGCCCUUCUCGUGUCGAGGUGGAGCUAGCCGAGACUCGUAGGGAGAGGGGUGAACUGCAAGAAUCACUCAGUCAAGUUCGUGCGCUACUUGAUUCGGCGCAUACCGAUCUCGCCGCGGUUCGAAUAGAGCGAGAUCACCUGAGGGCCAAAGAACGACUUUGGGAAUUGCGUGAAGAAGAGGUUGCCGCUCGUCUUUUUCAAGCUGAGAAAGAGCAAAAACGGAUGAUGGAAGAGCUUUCGAAGCUGCCGCCCACCGCGGUUGCUGAUGACUUUGGCGUGAUCAUGUUGGAAGGAUCUCCGCGACUCUUCCACCCUGAUCUUCUACGCGAGGGUUUUGACGGCGGACGCAAGAUGCUGUCAAAUGUUCUCGCUCGCGUUAAGCAGUACUGCACCAUCGAUCCGACACAGCCCAGACCCGCGAAGUACCUGGUGCAGAUUUUCCUCGAUGUCUCAAAGACGGCAGGGAUACUCAAGCGACUUGGGAGAAUCGACGGUAUUGGCCAGUUGCAGGACUUCCUGGACGGAUUGAGCGUGAACAAUGACCUUUGUUAUGUGGUUGACGUCGAGGAUAAUCCGAAGUUCUCAUGUCCCGCUGCAAAAAUUCGAGAGAGCAUGCGGCUUUUCGCGAGCAUUGCGUCUUGUAAGAUGAUAUUCCUUGCUGCGACCUCAGACAAACCGUAUCUUCCUGUCUUGGACGAUCUCGGUGAGAAUGAGCAAUUGCCCAAAUGUUACGCUGCCCGCUCGACAAGGCACUUUGACGACGAUCCGUUCAAACGUCUUGGCGACCACCGAGUCAUUUACAUUCGUUCAUUGUUCUCCACUUCGCCUGAGGAAUGGGAGCAUCUCCAGGAGCAAAUUUCACGGGGUGACAUGAAUCGUCCGGCUACCCCAGAGACAACAUCCCCAAGUCGUUCGAUCACACCUGUGACGAAGAACUUCCCUACCCCACUACUCACUCCACCUCACGAGACGUCCCACUACCUGGAGUUCAAUUCUCAUGAGUCACCCCCGCCCUCUACUCGAACAUCAUCCCCUCCCCUGCGACCGGCUCCUUGGUCACACAUUCCGCCCACCCAAGGUAAUUGGCGCAUCGCAUCCACCACCGGAGGUACCUUGCUCGAUCAACAUCUAGCGAGGAUGCGACCCACAUCCCCGGCAUCCCUAACUACCGAGGUCCUUUUGAGUAACGUGACUGACGGUGGGAAGUACAAAACUCGUCCUCGUGUACCCCCUCGGUCCCCAAGCUCGCGCGGUACCACACGUACCAUCCGACAAGCGUUAGUGGUACCUAUAGACGACCGCGAAGGUUCCAUUGCUGGUUCCCCUCCGUCAAGCGAUGAGAAUAGACCAUCUGUCCACCUCCCUCAUUCAGCCGUGAAAAGGGUUCAACGACCGACUUCCUUCGACGCUCGUCCAGUGUCUCCUGGGAGCGUCACGUCGUAUACUCCAAGUACUGUGCAUAGCGUGGAAACUGGACCUAGACUACCUCCUUGGGGAAGUAGUAGGGCUGCUAGCGGAUCUAAACGUUCGAAAGGCAAAGCAAGGGCAGACAACCCGAACGUGACGCCACUUGGAGGGGAUAGAAGGUAUUCUGGCGGAGAAACGACGUUACACGGAUUCAACGUACGCGGAGGUGGUGAUCCUGCAAGUCGACGUCGUACCAGAGAAUAUAAAUACCUUCGUGCACUUGAUCCUCCCCCAUGUCAUCGUAAAUACCUCAUUGGUUAUUGUCACAUUCCCGGUUGUCAGUACGGUCACGAUUAUCCUAUCCCCGCAGAGGGCAUUGCCAUGUUACGACUUUUGGCAAAGGAAAUGAACUGCCAGAUGGUCUUCCGAGGGAGGUGUAUGAACAGAGAGGAAGAUUGUAUAUAUUCUCACGUAUGUCCUCAUAGAUCUCAUGGGUUUUCAUGUCGUUUUGGCCGCUGGUGUUGGUUCAACCAUGGUUGA